Messenger RNA from Prunus mume (Japanese apricot), 1744 nucleotides. Lineage: Eukaryota; Viridiplantae; Streptophyta; Magnoliopsida; Rosales; Rosaceae. The record is from RefSeq and is a predicted model, not a curated record.
ACAGCUCACAACAACUAACCGCCAUUUCUACGUCUACGUACCUCUCUCUUUCUCUCUCUCUCUCUCUCUCUAACUAAAUGAGCCGAAACCCGUCGUACGGACCCCGGCGCCCUAGCUCCGAGUCGCGGAGCACGCCGGACCGGUUUGCUUACUCGCCGUCGCCGAGCUCGCCAUACUCCGUCGCCUCAACCGAAAGAAAGUCAGGCUCCGGCCGGGGCGUGGUCGCAGUCGCCGCCCGCUCCUUCGCUGGAGUCUUCGUCUCAUGCUUCACUCCACCGGAGACCAAGAGUUCCGUGAGCUUCGCUGAUUCUGCAGAGUUCAGAGCUCCAUCUGUAUUUUCGGAUGCUUCGGGAGCUGGGAGUGAGAGAAGACGUAGUUCAAGUCGUGGCGUCUAUGCCAAUGCAAACAAUUCAAAGCAUGAGAGAGAGCCUGGGAAUGUAAAGUUCACCAUGGAAGAAAUAAACAAGGCCACAAAGAACUUCUCUCCCUCUUUCAAGAUAGGACAAGGUGGUUUUGGGACAGUUUUUAAGGGGAGACUGGAAGAUGGGACCUUUGUUGCAAUCAAACGUGCUAAAAAGAGUGUAUAUGACAAGCAUUUGGGUGUGGAAUUCCAAAGUGAGAUAAGAAUGCUGGCACAGGUGGAACAUUUGAAUUUGGUCAAGUUCUAUGGGUAUGUGGAGGAUGAAGAUGAAAAAGUUGUUGUUGUUGAGUAUGUUCCUAAUGGAACCCUCAGAGAACAUUUGGAUUGUAUGCGUGGUGACAUUCUUGACCUCGCAGCACGGCUUGACAUUGCAAUUGAUGUGGCCCAUGCCGUCACCUAUCUUCAUAUGUACACAGAUCAUCCUAUCAUUCAUAGAGACAUAAAGUCUUCCAACAUUCUCCUAACAGAAAACUUCAGGGCCAAGGUAGCUGACUUUGGUUUUGCUAGGCUUGCCGCUGAUAGCGAUUCAGGUGCUACCCAUGUUUCUACUCAAGUUAAAGGAACCGCUGGCUACUUGGAUCCAGAGUACCUGAGAACCUAUCAACUUACAGAUAAGAGUGAUGUUUACUCAUUUGGUGUACUAAUGGUUGAACUAGUUACAGGCAGGCGUCCCAUCGAACCAAAACGGGAAAUCAAGGAACGGAUAACUGCAAAAUGGGCUAUGAAGAAGUUUACUGACGGAGAUGCUCUUUCAAUUUUGGAUCCUAGGCUUGAACAGACUGCGGCAAAUAAUUUAGCCAUUGAAAAGAUUCUUGAACUGGCCUUACAAUGCUUGGCUCCACGCCGACAGAGUCGGCCUAGCAUGAGGAGAUGCGCAGAGAUCCUCUGGAACAUCCGUAAGGAUUACAGAGAUGUGGCACCUCCAAUCUUCCGUUCGUUUUCCUCUCGUUCACAAAUGAGCACUUAAACAUGACAGGAGUGAGAGCCUGAGGACUCCCCAUGGAAUGUAAAGGUUUACUAGGAAUGGGAAAACCAAGGGGCUUGGGUUUUACAAAGAAGCAGCAUACAGUAAAUGCAUGAGCAAGUUGAGUAGGAAGCCAAAUAAAUUCUUGAAAAAUAGAUAUGAAGCCGUCACUUUGAAACAAAAAAACACAAUCAGCUAGUUUUCAUACCCAAGGCAAUUUGUUAGGUUUGGUUUGUGUAUAGAACAGCCAGAUCAAUAGGAAAUCCUGAUUUCGAGUGUAUUUUGGUUUAUUGCUUUUGUCUAAGGUAUUGAAAACGAUAUGAGUGUGUUCUUUUAAUUAGGGCCAAAUAAUUUUUUUA